Molecule: messenger RNA, 1124 nt
Organism: Cylas formicarius (sweet potato weevil)
Lineage: Eukaryota; Metazoa; Arthropoda; Insecta; Coleoptera; Brentidae
Gene: REG
Product: proteasome activator complex subunit 3
Exons: 4
Coding region: 366-1091 (241 amino acids)
Biological process (GO): positive regulation of endopeptidase activity; regulation of G1/S transition of mitotic cell cycle; regulation of proteasomal protein catabolic process
Cellular component (GO): proteasome activator complex; cytoplasm; nucleoplasm
Molecular function (GO): endopeptidase activator activity
Source: RefSeq, a predicted model, not a curated record
AUCUCAAGGCUUUUAGUAUUGAAUAUUCGCGCUCUCGUAUAGAUCGCAGAAAAGCAAGACGUCAGCGGCCGGCCGAUAAUACAGGGCACGGUAAACGCGCGCCAGAUCUUUGGUGCCGGUGUUCUACCACUUUCAGCGUUUGUGUUGUGGUUUCACAUAACGCGUUUGUGUAAAACAAGAAUCCCGUAAUUAUCUGCGUAGUUAUUGUCAAAAUGAGAUAGAGGAUUUCGAGGUGCGCUUUUCGUUUGUCGGGAUAAAGUGUUUUCGUGUUUGGAACCGGUAUGAAAGUCUGGUUGUCGUUUUGAGGUUAAGCAGAUUUCCCCAUUGAUUCUUUCGUGAUUUUCGUUUUAAGUGGGAGCGUCGUUAUGGCCGACGAAAAGAAGGAGUACAAAGACUCGCUGAAAGUGCAAGCGGAGGAGCUCGUGCUCAAGGGGUUUCCGGAGACGAUCGUCAAGCUGAACGGUAUAUUAGAAACGUCCAGUUUUAAGAACCGGAAUUUCGCCGACGUCCAUCAGGAUUUGAACAUUCCAAUUCCGGAUCCGAUUAUACUCAACAGCCAUGUGGAUCUGCCACCGGCUAAGAAGACUAAAUACGACAAUAGUAUAUCUCGGGAGGGCACUAACGUCAUGGUGCUGCCCGGCGGCUCGGUACCGAGUAACAAAAACCUGGUCGAGCUCGUCGAAUCUGUCAAACCCCAUAUCCGUAAACUCGUUGAAGAUUCGAAUCUGAUGAAGAUGUGGAUCUCCUUUAUGAUACCGAAAAUCGAGGACGGCAACAAUUUUGGCGUCUCGAUCCAGGAAGACACCCUGGCCGAGGUUCAGUCCGUCGAGUCGGAGGCGGCUGCCUUCUUCGACCAAAUUUCGAGAUAUUUCAUAUCGAGAGGGAAACUGAUUUCCAAGGUGGCCAAGUAUCCGCACAUUGACGACUACCGCAGAGCGGUGCAGGAGUUGGACGAGAAGGAGUACUUGAGCCUGUGGCUGGUGAUGUCCGAGAUACGCAACAGGUACUGCGCUCUGCACGACAUAGUGUUGAAAAAUAUAGAUAAAAUUAAAAAGCCGCGUUCGUCGAACGCGACCGAAUCUUUGUAUUGACGUGAUUAAUUCAAUUUUGUUCUAAUAAAUUAA